Molecule: messenger RNA, 2684 nt
Organism: Periophthalmus magnuspinnatus
Lineage: Eukaryota; Metazoa; Chordata; Actinopteri; Gobiiformes; Gobiidae
Gene: ndel1b
Product: nudE neurodevelopment protein 1-like 1b
Exons: 9
Coding region: 199-1209 (336 amino acids)
Biological process (GO): establishment of mitotic spindle orientation; vesicle transport along microtubule; centrosome localization
Cellular component (GO): kinetochore; kinesin complex; centrosome
Molecular function (GO): microtubule binding
Source: RefSeq, a predicted model, not a curated record
GGGGUCUUACGUCGCUUCCGGGAGACGCGUUGGCAUUUCCUAAACACAGCAGUGCGCUCGCUCAGAGGAUUUCUCUCUACUGUAUCGUCUCAGGCCGGGUUUGAUCCGUGUGUGUGGACUGUCAGUAUCGGGUGAACGGCGACCUACUUCACCACGAAUCCGCUGGUUUUCAACUGGACAUGAACAGGUUGCCCUGACAUGGACACAGAGAUGAUUCCUAAAUUUUCGACAAAGGACGAAGAAGUAGAUUACUGGAAAACUCAAGCUCUCAAAUACAAAAAAUGUUGCCAGGAAGCCCAAGAGGAGCUGUUGGAGUUUCAGGAGGGCAGUCGUGAGCUGGAGGCAGAACUAGAGGCACAGCUGGGUCAGGCUGAGCACAGACUACGAGACCUGCAAUCUGAAAACGAGAGACUGAAGAAUGAAGUGUCCAGCCUGAAGGAGAAGUUGGAGCAGCAGUACGCCCAGAGUUAUAAACAGAUCUCAAUGCUGGAGGAUGAUCUGGGGCAGACGCGCAGCAUCAAAGAGCAGCUUCAUAAAUACGUCCGCGAGCUCGAACAGGCCAACGAUGACCUGGAGCGGGCCAAGAGGGCCACGAUUGUCUCGCUUGAAGACUUUGAGAGUCGUCUAAAUCAGGCCAUUGAGAGGAAUGCCUUUUUGGAGAGCGAGCUGGACGAGAAGGAGUCUCUGCUUGUGUCUGUUCAGCGACUGAAGGAUGAAGCUCGAGAUUUGCGACAGGAGCUUGCUGUUCGUGAGAGGGCAUCAGAUAGAAUGUCUGCGCCAAGCUCACCCACUCUGGAUAUUGACAAGAUCGACUCUGCAGUUCAGGCCUCUUUAUCAUUACCAGCAACACCUGUAGCAAAGAGCAUAGAGCAGGCCUUCACUGCUCCGAAAGCUUUGUCCAACGGUACCUCAACCCUUACUCCUUCUGCUCGGAUUUCAGCCCUUAAUAUAGUUGGUGAUCUCCUCAGGAAGGUUGGGGCUUUGGAGUCUAAACUCGCUGCUUGUCGAAACUUUGCCAAAGAUCAAGCAGCAAGGAAAAACUAUGAAAACGGCACACUUAUCAACAGCAAUGCGACCAAGUUUUCUCACUCUCUUCAUACCACUUACUUCGACAAAACGACUGUUAAUGGAUUGGACCCAAGCCCAUUGACCUCCUUGAAAACUUCUCGAGCUGUGUCUCCACCGGGAAUGCUGCCUCUGAGUGUGUGAGGUGCCAUCCUUCCACAACAAUAUCAAACUAUGACACAGAGGGGACACUUUUAAGACCGUUCAAGUUUGGAGUGAAAGGAACGUGUGAAUGGCUGUUUGAGAGGGUUUUUAGACUGGAGUGAAUGAGCUAUUACCGUAGUAAUGGAGCUCAACAGUGACCACUCACCGCAAGGUUACUGAAGACAUUUUCCAUUAAUUUUGCCCAUUGACAUAAAAAAAAAAACAAAAAAAACAUUAGUAUGAAAUAUUGCUCAGGUCUAAUCAGCUGUGUAGUAACUAAUGAUUACAAGAUCUAAAAUUGUAUUCACAAUCUAGUCUGAAGCUUUAUAAACCUCAAAAGUUAUUAAAACACUGAAUUUUAGUUGUUGUUUUUUUUUUUUUUUUUUUAAAUGGACAUUAGUUACCACAUAGCUGAUUUGCCUCAGUUGUAUCUUUUUAAACUCUUAAUAUUUACAUUUUCCAACAAAAAAUUGAUGGAAAACUGAAUUGUGGAACUUUGGCGGGCUUUGACUGUUGAGCUCUGUCCCUCUUGAACGCAGCUCUGAAAUCUGACAUUGACUAAGGUUGUGGUCAUGUCUACGCACAUUUCAACCACUUUCUGCAUGUGCCUCAAGCUGUAAGGCUGUAUUGAUGUCACUGCAAAGGUAAUGCUCUAUAUAUUACAUUCACAAUAACAGUUCAGUUACUACUACUGCUUAUGUUCUCUUUUGCACAGUUAACGAUUCAACAUAUUUUAAAAGGGACUGUUUGUAUGAAUGGAUUUUGCACAUUUGACCGUGAAGCUUUAAAAUGGCAUUUGUUUUCAUGCAUGUGUUAUUUAUGAAAGGGGCAUGGCUGGACCUAUUGCAUUGUAUGACUGAAGUGAAUGUUGAUCGUUCAAAGCAAUGUAGCCAGUAUUAUUUUUUAUUUUAUUUUAUUAUAGGCUGCUUGCUACAUUUUUAAUUUUUUUAUUUUUUAAUGCAUUUUCCGUCAAACACAUCUGUCACUCUGCACUUGAUAGGAAGACAGCACAGUAACUGUAUUUCUUUGACAAUUUAAUGUUUUAUUUGAAUUUCUAUGCACAGUUAUUUAAAUUGUAACAGGCUCUUGGUAUAUAUCUCAAGAUUACUGUUUUAGAAAGCUAGUGUCUUUGAUUUUAGCAGUUUUGACUUGCAUACCUCUUAAAUCUGUAUGUGCAAAAUGAAUAUGUUCAAAUGUAUUUAGCAUCAAAUAAUUUCGACUCAUUUGAAUUGUCUAUUGUUGCAUCUUCUAUCUUUUGGAAAAUGACUUGGAGCAUUGCGUAAGCCUGCUUCAUAUGUUCUGCCGUCACUGUAAAUAGCCUGUAAGACUGGUUAGUUUACAUUUGUAAAUACUGACUUUAAAGCUAAAGUCUUAUUUAUUAUAUUACAAAUUGCAUAUGGCAUGAGUUUGGAUACUGAGAUUCAUACUGUGGAAAGUGUAUUCAGUUAACAGUUUGUCCAAGUUGUUUAAGUAAA